UUUUGUGUUUAUCCACGAUUUAUUCAAGAACAAUGCUGUGUAUCAAACAAAUUGACUGCAGCAUAGCUAAGUACUGCACUGGAAAAAUGGUAUACGUGAACGGUGCGGUGUGCUUGUCCGUGUUACUGUUUAUAAUUGGCCUGUGUGUAGGACUGAACGUUAAUAACUUCAAAGGAAGCGACGCUCUCGACUCAGCACCGCUUAUCGACGGUCACAAUGAUCUGGCCUACAACUUGUACGAGUUGCUGAACAACAACUUGGACGAGUUCAACUUCACAAAGAAUUUGACUGACGACCAAGUAUGGGGUAGAAAUGCGUGUGACUCAUGCUACACAGACCUUCCACGCCUGAGGAAAGGGAAACUUGGCGCGCAAUUCUGGGCCGCGUAUGUCGACUGCGCGUCGCAAUACAAGGAUGCGGUGCAGCUCACAUUGAGGCAAAUCGACGCUAUCAAGAGAUUAGUCGCUAAAUACCCGAACGAUCUAGAAUUCGUAACGGAGGCCAAAAACAUCGAGGAGGCAUGGAAAAACGGAAAAAUUGCUUCGAUGAUUGGUGUCGAAGGUGGUCACUCCAUUGAUUCUAAUUUGGCUGUUCUCAGGCUCUUCUACGAACUCGGUGUGCGUUAUAUGACGCUCACUCAUAUGUGCAACACACCAUGGGCUGACUCGUCGUUGGUGAACGAUAGUUCCGUUCAUAAUCUCACAGAAUUCGGAGAAGCUGUUGUUUAUGAAAUGAAUCGGCUGGGAAUGUUGGUUGAUUUGUCCCAUGUGUCACAUAACGUUAUGAGACACGCGCUGUCAAUAACGAAAGCCCCUGUUAUGUUCUCUCACUCAUCCGCAUUCGCUAUUUGCCGUAAUUACCGUAAUGUCCCUGACGAUGUUCUCCACAUGGUCAAAAGGAACAAUGGUAUCGUGAUGGUGAACUUCUACUCGCAUUAUGUGAAUUGUAACUCCUCGAGAAAAGCGACAAACCAAGAUGUCGUAGAUCAUAUCAAUUACAUUCGUAAUCUUAUCGGAGCGGAUCACAUUGGUAUUGGAGCUGAUUACGAUGGUGUAACAUCGAUGCCAGAGGGCUUGGAAGACGUUUCUACGUACACAGUUUUAUUCGACCGCGUCUACGAAAGUGAUGUGGAACCACGAUGGACCAAGGAAGAGCUCGAAAAAUUAGCUGGCCGGAAUUUGAUCCGUGUGCUCAAAGCUGCAGAAGAAGUGAGAGAUCAAUUAGCUAAAACGGAACAGCCACGGGAAGAUAUCAUAAACGCUAGAGAUAUUAUGCAAGGUGAAAUAAUGAGCAAUGUACCACCAGGUUCAUGCUACACCGCAAAUGAAUGGGCUCCUCUAAUACGGGAAAUAUUUAAAUCAAAAGUAACAUAGUACGACAUUUUGCAAGCAAAAAGAUUUAUUUUCAUAUGCCAAUCCAACAUGUAAAA
This is a messenger RNA of Habropoda laboriosa, 1429 nucleotides long. RefSeq names its product dipeptidase 1-like. The record is from RefSeq and is a predicted model, not a curated record. The coding region runs from base 33 to 1373 and encodes 446 amino acids. The transcript has 11 exons. Gene Ontology annotation, biological process: proteolysis. Gene Ontology annotation, molecular function: metallodipeptidase activity. NCBI's taxonomy places the organism in Eukaryota, Metazoa, Arthropoda, Insecta, Hymenoptera, Apidae.